GGCGCGGGGCGGGGCCGACGACGCCGGGCUGGCCGAGCUCCGCUGCUGCUUCUGGGCAGCUCCGGCGCUGAGGAGGCAACCGGGAGGGAAGCCAGAGAAGCUUCCCUGGCGCUGUCCAACAUGGAGAAGCUGCCGGGCGCCGGCAAAGCCUGCGGACUGGACUGAGCUCGCGCCACUUCCCCAGGCAGCCGGGAGGGCGCGGAGCCCCUAGGGCUGGGCAGCCUGCAUUCCCCAGGGCGGACCCCGGCUGGCGGGGCUCGGACGGCCGCGGGCUUCUGCACCGGGACGUGUCCCGCCGAGCCAUGGGCAACGAGGCGAGCUUGGAAGGGGAAGGGCUCCCGGAAGGGCUGGCGGCGGCCGCAGGCGGGGCUGGCGGCUCGGGGAGCGCCCUGCACCCCGGGAUCCCAGCCGGCAUGGAGGCGGACCUGAGCCAGCUGAGCGAGGAGGAGAGGAGACAGAUCGCUGCUGUCAUGUCAAGGGCGCAGGGGCUGCCCAAGGGAAGCGUCCCCGCGGCCGCUGCGGAGUCGCCCUCCAUGCACAGGAAACAAGAGUUGGAUAGUAGUCAGGCUCCACAGCAACCUAGAAAGCCACCGGACCCUGGGCGUCCCACUCAGCCCGGUCUUAGCAAAAGCAGAACUACGGACACCUUUAGGUCUGAGCAGAAGCUGCCCGGGAGGAGCCCGUCCACUAUUAGCUUGAAAGAGUCCAAGUCCAGAACUGAUUUUAAGGAAGAAUACAAGACUAGUAUGAUGCCUGGUUUCUUCUCAGAUGUUAACCCUUUAAGUGCUGUCUCCUCUGUUGUAAAUAAGUUCAACCCUUUUGAUUUGAUAUCAGACUCUGAGGCAUCCCAGGAGGAAACGACAAAGAAACAAAAAGUUGUUCAGAAGGACCAAGGGAAAUCAGAAGGAAUCACGAAACCUCCCUCACAGCAACCAUCACCCAAGUCGAUCCCUAAACAGCAAGGACCAGGGAAGGAAGAGAUCCAACAAGAGAGCUCUCCGAAGUCAACAGCGUCCCAGCAAGCAGAAAAGAUAAAACCACAAGCCCCUGGCACAGUAAAACCUUCCCAGCAGAGUUCAGCCCAAACACCAGCUCAGCAAGCAAGUCCUGGAAAACCUGUAGCCCAACAGCCUGGACCUGGAAAGGCCGCAGCGCAGCAACCGGGGCCAGCAAAGUCCCCAGCUCAAGCAGCAGGGACAGGGAAAUCCCCAGCACAACCUCCCGUGACAGCCAAGGCCCCAGCUCAGCAGGCUGGAUUAGAGAAGACCUCUUCUCAGCAGUCUGGGCCAAAGUCUCUAGCUCAGACUCCUGGUCAUGGAAAGUUUCCACCAGGGCCAGGAAAGUCCCCAGCCCAACAGCCAGGGACAGCAAAACUCCCAGCUCAACAGCCUGGCCCACAGACUGCAGCUAAGGUACCUGGGCCUACAAAAACUCCAGCUCAGCAGCCUGGUCCUGGGAAGACACCAGCUCAACAGCCAGGUCCAACAAAGCCUUCACCUCAGCAGCCCAUUGCAGCAAAGCCCCAGCCUCAACAACCUGUUGCCACAAAACCUCAAACUCAACAGCCUGUCCCAGCAAAGCCCCAGCCUCAACAACCUGUUGCCACAAAACCUCAGACUCAACAGCCUGUCCCAGCAAAGCCCCAGCCUCCACAGCCCGUCCCAGCAAAGCCCCAGCCUCCACAGCCCGUCCCAGCAAAGCCCCAGCCUCCACAGCCUGUCCCAGCAAAGCCCCAGCCUCCACAGCCCGUCCCAGCAAAGCCCCAGCCUCAACAGCCAAGCCUGGCAAAACGUUCAGCUCAACAACCUGCUAAAUCGAUAAGCCAAGCAGUAACUGGAAGACCUCUGCAACCGCCACCGUCUGCAGCACAGACUCCAGCAAAAGGCCUCUCUAAAACCAUCUGUCCUCUUUGCAACACCACUGAACUUCUGUUGCACACUCCAGAAAAGGCCAAUUUUAACACUUGUACUGAGUGUCAAACCACCGUCUGUAGCCUCUGUGGGUUUAACCCCAAUCCUCAUCUAACUGAGAUCAAAGAGUGGCUCUGUUUGAACUGUCAGAUGCAAAGAGCUCUGGGAGGUGAACUAGCGGCAAUCCCAUCUUCACCGCAGCCAACCCCAAAGGCUGCCUUAGGACCUACACCAACAGCCAGCAAAUCACCUGUACCAUCGCAGCCGGCUUCCCCAAAGAAGGAACCUCCGUCCAAACAGGACAGCCCCAAAGCACUGGAGUCAAAAAAACCACCGGAGUCGAAAAAGCCCCCGCCACUGGUGAAACAGCCAACCCUUCAUGGACCUACCCCAGCUACAGCCCCACAGCCUCCAGUGGCAGAGGCCUUACCGGAGCCAGCCCCUCCCAAGGAGCCUUCUGCAGCCCUACCUGAACCAGCCAAGGCCCCUGUUGCAGAUGUUGAACCAAAGCAACCCAAGACGACAGAGACACUCACAGAUGCCCAGUCUUCAGCAGCAGCAACAGCAAAGGCUGAUAUUCUGAGCUCUCAAGUGCAGUCACAGGCUCAAGGGAAAACAGCCCCUUCUUUGAGAACAGACUCUACCAAACCUUCACAGAGUUUCCCACCGACAGGAGAAAAAAUUACUCCACUUGAUUCUAAAGCCAUGCCCAGGCCUGCAUCAGACUCAAAAAUUAUUUCACACCCUGGGCCCAGUUCUGAGAGCAAGGAUCCAAUUCCGAAGAAGGAGGAGCCUAAGAAAGCACAAACCAAGCUGAUCCCUAAACCAGAUACAAAGCCAGUGCCAAAAGGAUCACCAGCACCGUCUGGCACACGACCUACCACUGGCCAAGCCGCACCCCAGUCUCAGCAGCCCCCGAAGCCUCAGGAGCAGUCAAGACGGUUCAGUUUGAAUCUGGGUGCUAUUAGUGAUGCCCCCAAAUCACAGCCCACAACUCCUCAAGAAACUGUGACAGGGAAACUAUUCGGGUUUGGAGCAUCCAUCUUUAGCCAAGCAUCAAACUUAAUUUCCACAGCAGGCCAGCAAGCACCUCACCCGCAGACUGGGCCAGCUGUCCCAUCAAAGCAAGCCCCUACCCCAUCCCAGACGCCCGCUGCUCAGGGACCACCCAAGUCCACAGGUCAGCUCCCACCAGCACCUGCCAAGACGACUGCUGGGAAGAAAGAAACAAAAGCCCCGGCAGCUGAAAACUUAGAGUCCAAACCCGAGCAAGCUCCAACAGCGAAGAAGACGACAGAGAAAGACAAGAAGCCCCUACCUGGGAAGGUCAGCAAGCCUCUGCCUGCAGAGCCCGAAAAGGCUAUCCUCACCCAGAAGCCAGACAAGACCACCAAACCCAAACCAGCUUGUCCUCUCUGCAGAACUGAACUCAACACAGGGUCCCAGGAUCCUCCCAACUUCAACACCUGCACGGAAUGCAAGAACCAAGUUUGCAAUCUCUGUGGAUUUAACCCAACGCCCCACCUGACUGAGAUUCAAGAAUGGCUUUGUUUAAACUGCCAGACACAGAGAGCAGUAUCAGGGCAACUUGGAGAUAUGGGCAAAAUGCCACCUGCAUCCUCAGGACCCAGAGCAUCCCCAGUGCCUGCCCCUGCAGAACCCUCAUCUCAGAAAACACCCACAGGGGCCCGCGCAAAAGGUAAAAAGAAGGAAACAGAAGUAAAAACGGAAACUGAAAAAACGAUCCCAGAAAAAGAGACACCGUCAAUUGAGAAAACUCCUCCAACGGUCACCACAGAUCAAAAGCUCGAAGAAAGUGAAGUAACGAAAAGCAAAGUUUCGGCCCCGCCGGAGAAGAAACCAUCUGAGGAAGAAAAAGCACUACCUGCAGAUAAAGUGGCAAAGAAGCCACCUGCUGAAGAAAAGCCACCGCUUGAAGAAAAGAAGCCAACCCCUGAUCACAAGAAAUUACCUCCAGAAGCAAAACCCUUGGCCUCAGAGGGAGAAGAGAAACAUGAAAUACUUAAAGCUCACAUACAGAUUCCCGAAGAAGAACCCAUAGGCAAAGUGGCUGCAAUGGCCGGUGAAGGAGAGCAGCAGACAGACACCAGGCCUAAAGAUCUGCCAGGAGCCACACCUCAGACAUUACCCAAGGAGAGAGAGAAGGAGAGCAGAGCGCUAACACAGCCGCAGGCAGAAGGCACGGCAAAGGAUGGCCGAGGGGAGCCAAGCAAAGGAAAGACCGAGAAGGAAGAGGACAAAUCAGACACGUCCAGUUCUCAGCAACCCAAGAGCCCACAGGGCCUGAGUGACACAGGAUAUUCUUCUGAUGGAAUAUCAGGUUCCCUUGGGGAAAUCCCAAGUCUUAUACCCAGUGAUGAGAAAGAUUUGCUGAAAGGACUCAAAAAAGACUCUUUCUCACAAGAAAGCAGCCCCUCCAGCCCCUCAGACUUAGCCAAGUUGGAAAGUACAGUACUAUCCAUUUUGGAAGCUCAGGCAAGUACACUUGUUGGUGAAAAAGCAGAAAUGAAAACACAGCCCCAGAAGGUUUCUCCUGAAAAGCCUCAGGACCAGCAGAAAUCUCAGACUCCAGCUGAAACACAGGAUAUUACUCUCUCAGAAGAGGAGAUCAAAGAGAGUCAAGAAAAGAAAAUUAGUUCCAAAAAGGAUAGCGAACAAGGUUUUCCUUCCAGGACGGAACACAAAGAGAAGCCUGAGCUGGUUGAUGACCUAAGUCCGCGAAGAGCAUCCUAUGAUUCGGUUGAAGACAGCAGUGAAAGUGAAAACUCCCCUGUUGCACGCAGGAAGCGGAGAACUAGUAUUGGCUCAUCCAGCAGUGAUGAGUAUAAACAGGAAGACAGUCAAGGUUCGGGGGAAGAGGAGGACUUCAUUCGAAAACAGAUUAUAGAAAUGAGCGCUGAUGAGGAUGCUUCAGGCUCUGAGGAUGAAGAGUUCAUCAGGAGUCAGCUCAAAGAGAUCGGUGGUGUUACUGAGAGCCAGAAGAAAGAGGAAUCAAAGGGAAAAGGAAAAAGCGCAGCAGGGAAACACAGACGACUGACUCGAAAGAGUAGUACCAGCUUCGACGAUGAUGCAGGGAGACGUCAUUCCUGGCAUGACGAGGAUGAUGAAACUUUUGAUGAAAGUCCAGAACUCAAAUUCCGAGAAACUAAAAGUCAGGAGAGCGAGGAACUCGUUGUUGCAGGAGGAGGAGGGUUACGCCGAUUUAAGACAAUAGAACUCAACAGUACAGUAACAGAUAGGUACUCUGCAGAAUCCUCUCAGAAAAAGACAACUUUGUAUUUUGAUGAAGAGCCAGAAUUAGAAAUGGAAAGUCUGACGGACUCACCUGAGGACAGAUCUAGAGGAGAGGGAUCCUCUAGUCUCCAUGCAUCCAGCUUCACUCCUGGCACAUCCCCUACAUCAGUAUCAUCACUUGAUGAGGACAGUGACAGUAGCCCAAGUCACAAAAAAGGAGAAAGCAAGCAACAGCGCAAAGCCCGGCACAGGUCACACGGCCCUCUCUUACCUACCAUUGAAGAUUCGUCAGAGGAAGAAGAACUAAGAGAGGAAGAAGAAUUAUUAAAAGAGCAAGAGAAGCAGAGAGAACUGGAGCAGCAACAGAGGAAGAGUUCUAGUAAGAAAUCAAAGAAAGACAAAGAUGAACUUCGAGCUCAGAGAAGGAGAGAAAGACCAAAGACACCGCCUAGUAAUCUCUCUCCCAUUGAGGAUGCAUCUCCCACAGAAGAACUGCGCCAGGCAGCAGAAAUGGAGGAGCUCCAUAGGUCCUCUUGUUCUGAGUACUCACCUAGCAUAGAAUCAGACCCAGAAGGAUUUGAAAUAAGCCCUGAGAAAAUAAUAGAAGUUCAGAAAGUUUAUAAAUUGCCCACAGCUGUGUCUUUAUACUCACCAACAGAUGAGCAAUCUGUUAUGCAGAAAGAAGGUGUUCAGAAGGCUUUAAAAACUGCUGAGGAGAUGUAUGAAGAAAUGAUGCACAAACCCCACAAAUAUAAAGCUUUUCCAGCUGCAAAUGAACGAGAUGAAGUGUUUGAAAAAGAGCCAUUGUAUGGUGGUAUGUUAAUAGAGGACUACAUUUAUGAAUCUUUAGUGGAGGACACAUACAAUGGAUCAGUAGAUAGCAGCCUGCUCACCAGGCAAGAUGAACAAAAUGGAUUUAUGCAGCAGAGAGGAAGAGAGCAAAAAAUAAGACUCCAGGAACAGAUUUAUGACGAUCCUAUGCAGAAAAUUACAGACCUCCAGAAAGAGUUUUAUGAAUUAGAAAGCUUACACUCUGUUGUGCCUCAAGAAGACAUUGUUUCAAGCUCUUAUAUCAUUCCAGAAAGCCAUGAGAUAGUGGAUCUGGGUAGCAUGGUAACUUCUACCAGUGAAGAAAAGAAAUUAUUGGAUGCUGAUGCUGCUUAUGAAGAGCUCAUGAAGCGGCAACAGAUGCAGAUAACAGAUGGAUCCAGCCUCAUACAGACUACCAUCGGGGAUGACAUGGCAGAGUCCACUCUGGACUUUGACAGGGUGCAAGAUGCAUCUUUGACAUCAAGUAUCCUUUCUGGAGCAUCUCUUACAGACUCAACCAGCAGUGCAACUCUCUCUAUCCCAGAUGUUAAGAUAACGCAACAUUUCUCAACAGAAGAACUUGAGGAUGAAUAUGUAACUGAUUAUACAAGAGAAAUUCAAGAGAUAAUUGCCCAUGAAUCUCUGAUAUUAACCUACUCUGAGCCUUCAGAAAGUGCUACAUCUGUCCCUCCUUCUGACACACCUUCUCUUACGUCAUCUAUUUCUUCAGUUUGCACCACAGAUAGCUCCUCACCUGUCACUACGCUCGAUAGCCUAACAACUGUUUAUACAGAGCCAGCAGAUGUCAUAGCUAAAUUUAAAGACUCUGAGGAAAUUUCUUCAACUUAUUUUCCAGGCAGCAUUAUCGACUACCCAGAAGAUAUAAGUGCAUCUUUAGAUCGGACCAUCACACCAGAAAGUAGAACUAAUGCUGAUCAGGUUGUGAUUUCUUUCUCGGGUAUAGCACCUCCUAUCACAGAAUCUGGAGGAGCUGAACCUGCGAGGCCACAAGCUGACACCAUUUCCACUGACUUACCUAUAUCUGGAAAGGAUUUAAUAAAAGGCCAGAAAGAAACUGGGGAUGGAAUUAUUCUGGAAGUUUUGGAUGCUUACAAAGAUAAAAGGGAAGAGUCUGAGACUGAACUCAGAAAAAUUAGCUUACCUGAGACUGGGGUGGCCCAAGCACCUUCUUCUGUAAUAGCCCCUCAAAUUAAGGAACAACCUAUAUCACCACAUUCUGUAUCUGGAAAGAUCUCUGAUCAGGAAAAGCCCACAUACAGGUUACCAUCUGGCAGCCAUCCAUCUAAAUCUCACCCAUUUUUCCGAAGUUCUUCUUUGGACAUAUCAGCUCAACCACCCCCUCCUCCUCCACCCCCUCCUCCUCCUCCUCCACCCCCUCCUCCUCCCCCACCCCCACCAUUGCCUCCAGCAACUGCUCCUAAGCCACCCACUUAUCCUAAAAAAAAGUUGGCAGCUGCAGCUCUAGUAACUCCAACUACUAUCGUUACAACCCAUGCUGAUGCUAUUACUACUGUAGAGGCCACAGCUGCCCGAAGGAGCAAUGGGUUACCUGCAACUAAAAUAGGUGCUACUGCACCUCCUCCUGUCCCUCCUAAGCCUUCAUCAAUUCCAACUGGACUGGUAUUUACACAUAGGCCAGAGGCAAGCAAACCUCCAAUUGCCCCAAAGCCGGCAGUUCCUCAGAUUCCGGUGACUACACAGAAAACAACAGAUACAUGCCCCAAACCAACAGGCCUAUCUUUAACAUCAAGUAUGUCCUUAAAUUUAGUGACUUCAGCAGACUACAAACUGCCUUCCCCUACCUCUCCACUUUCCCCACACUCUAAUAAAUCCUCACCAAGAUAUUCUAAGUCUCUCAUGGAGACUUAUGUGGUUAUUACAUUGCCCUCUGAACCUGGGACUCCAACAGAGUCUUCUGCUGCUCAAGCCAUUACAAGUUGGCCCUUGGGAUCACCUCCAAAGGAUCUGGUUUCCCUUGAAACAGUAUUUUCUGUAGUUCCUCCCAUGACAGCUACAGAAGUUCCAAGUGCUUCACAGCCAACCCUAUAUACAUUUGGAGGUUUGGGGACAUUUUCUGCUACCCCUGUUGUAACAUCAUCUCUCUUUCAAACAGUACCAACUCCACUUACACAGUUUCUUCCAACAGAAACUUCAAAACCUGAAGUUUCUGCAGUGAGAAGUGCAGUCCCAAGUGUUGCUCCCAGAAGUGUUUCCAUACCAAUUCCUCCAGAGCCUCUUGCUUUAGACAGGCAUCAGUAUAAGGAAAAUGGAAAGCUGCCACUUAUUGGAGAUGCCAUUGAUUUGCGUACAAUACCAAAAACAGAAGCUGAAGUAACUGAAAAAUGUAUGGAUCUUUCUGCUUCUGCAAUGGAUGUGAAAAGGCAAACUGCAGCGAAUGAAGUUCAUAGACGACAAAUUAGUGCCGUCCAACCGUCUAUCAUAAACCUCAGUGCAGCUUCCUCCUUGGUAACUCCAAUUGCCAUGGAUUCUAAGGCAGUGUCUGUUGUCACAUGCACAGACACUACAAUUUACACAACAGGCACAGAAAGCCAAGUGGGUAUAGAACAUGCAGUAACAUCACCACUCCAGCUUACUACAUCAAAACAUGCUGAGUUACCAUACAUGAAACCUGGUAGCCAGAGUUUUCCUAUUCGAGAUGAAGCACCGAUAAACUUAUCAUUAGGUCCUUCCACUCAGGCAGUGACAUUGGCUGUCACAAAGCCUGUCACUGUGCCUCCUGUUGGUGUAACAAAUGGAUGGACUGACAGCACCGUGUCUCAGGGGAUCUCUGAUGGAGAAGUGGUAGAUCUCAGCACGUCAAAGUCUCAUAGAACUGUUGUGACAAUGGAUGAAUCUACUUCAAAUGUGGUGACUAAAAUCGUAGAAGAUGAUGAAAAACCAGUUGAUUUGACUGCAGGAAGACGAGCUGUGUGCUGUGACAUGGUUUACAAGUUGCCUUUUGGAAGGAGCUGCACAGCACAGCAGCCUGCAACUACCCUUCCUGAAGACCGUUUUGGUUAUAGGGAUGACCACUAUCAAUAUGAUAGAUCAGGGUCAUAUGGUUACAGAGGGAUUGGUGGAAUGAAACCUUCCAUGUCAGACACUAACUUAGCAGAAGCUGGACAUUUUUUCUAUAAAAGUAAGAAUGCUUUUGAUUAUUCUGGAGGAACUGAUGCAGCAGUAGAUCUAACUUCAGGGAGAGUGUCUACAGGUGAGGUAAUGGAUUAUUCAAGCAAGACUACAGGUGCAUACCCAGAAACACGCCAAGUCAUUUCAGGAGUUGGGAUUAGUACCCCGCAGUAUUCCACAGCAAGAAUGACUCCACCUCCUGGACCCCAGUAUGGUGUGGGAAGUGUUUUGAGGUCAUCUAAUGGUGUUGUCUAUUCUUCAGUAGCAACUCCAAUCCCCUCCACAUUUGCUAUCACCACUCAACCAGGCUCCAUUUUCAGCACCACAGUCAGGGAUUUAUCUGGCAUUCAUACAACAGAUGCAAUAACUUCAUUAUCAGCCCUGCAUCAAAGCCAGCCAAUGCCUAGAUCGUAUUUCAUAACAACAGGUGCAUCAGAAACAGACAUCUCAGUCACCAGUAUUGAUAUCAAUGCCAGCCUGCAAACUAUUUCUAUGGAAACUCUUCCUGCUGAGACAAUGGACUCUGUUCCUACCUUAACCACGGCCUCUGAGGUGUUUUCUGAGGUCGUUGGAGAGGAAAGCGCUCUUUUGAUUGUUCCUGAUGAAGACAAACAGCAGCAGCAACUCGACUUGGAGCGAGAGCUCCUGGAACUGGAGAAAAUUAAGCAACAGCGCUUUGCAGAGGAACUGGAGUGGGAACGUCAGGAGAUACAGAGGUUCCGAGAACAAGAAAAAAUCAUGGUUCAAAAGAAACUGGAAGAGCUGCAGUCUAUGAAGCAGCACCUUCUCUAUCAACAAGAGGAGGAGCGGCAGGCCCAGUUCAUGAUGAGACAGGAGACGCUAGCUCAGCAACAGUUACAGCUUGAGCAGAUCCAACAGUUGCAACAACAGCUCCACCAGCAGCUUGAGGAACAAAAACUUCGCCAGAUCUACCAGUAUAACUACGACCCCUCUGGGACCGCUUCUCCACAAACCACCACUGAACAGGCAAUUUUGGAGGGUCAAUAUGCUGCUACCGAGGCCAGUCAGUUUUGGGCCACUGAAGAUGCCACCACAACGGCAUCUACUGUGGUAGCCAUUGAAAUACCACAGAGCCAAGGGUGGUACACGGUUCAGUCUGAUGGUGUGACUCAGUACAUUGCCCCACCUGGAAUCUUAAGCACUGUUUCGGAGAUACCUCUGACAGAUGUUGUUGUAAAAGAGGAGAAACAACCCAAAAAGAGAAGUUCUGGAGCUAAAGUUAGGGGGCAGUAUGAUGAGAUGGGGGAAAGCAUGGCAGAUGAUCCACGGAAUUUAAAAAAGAUAGUGGAUAGUGGUGUGCAAACUGAUGAUGAAGAAACUGCUGAUCGGACUUAUGCAAGUAGGAGAAGAAGAACGAAAAAAAGCGUUGAUACCAGUGUCCAAACUGAUGAUGAAGAUCAGGAUGAAUGGGAUAUGCCUUCUAGGUCCAGGAGAAAAGCGCGAACAGGGAAAUACGGAGAUAGCACGUCAGAGGGUGACAAGACCAAACCCCUUUCCAAAGUCUCCAGUGUAGCAGUUCAGACAGUCGCAGAGAUAUCUGUGCAAACUGAGCCAGUGGGAACCAUAAGAACACCUUCCAUACGAGCACGGGUGGAUGCCAAGGUAGAAAUAAUUAAACACAUUUCAGCACCUGAAAAGACUUACAAAGGGGGCAGCUUAGGAUGCCAAACAGAAACAGAUUCAGACACACAGAGCCCUCCAUAUCUGGGUGCCACAUCUCCACCCAAAGACAAGAAACGCCCAACACCUUUAGAGAUUGGUUACUCCUCUUCUCACCUUCGGGCAGACCCCACAGUCCAGCUGGCUCCUUCCCCACCCAAAUCUCCAAAGGUCCUUUACUCACCCAUCUCACCACUUUCCCCAGGCAACGCCUUAGAACCAGCCUUUGUACCUUAUGAAAAACCCCUCCCUGAUGACAUAAGUCCACAGAAAGUACUCCAUCCAGAUAUGGCUAAAGUUCCCCCGGCAAGCCCUAAGACAGCCAAGAUGAUGCAGCGUUCAAUGUCUGACCCCAAGCCUCUGAGUCCAACAGCAGACGAAAGUUCCAGGGCUCCUUUUCAGUAUUCCGAGGGCUUCACGACUAAAGGUUCUCAAACCAUAACAGCCUCUGGUACUCAGAAAAAAGUGAAGAGAACACUGCCUAACCCCCCUCCUGAGGAGGCAUCCACCGGAACACAGUCAACUUACAGCACCAUGGGCACUGCUUCCAGGAGAAGAAUGUGCAGAACCAAUACCAUGGCUCGAGCCAAGAUUCUCCAGGACAUAGACCGAGAGCUCGACCUCGUGGAAAGGGAGUCUGCCAAGCUUAGAAAGAAGCAAGCAGAACUUGAUGAAGAAGAAAAGGAGAUUGAUGCCAAGCUACGGUAUCUGGAAAUGGGAAUCAACAGGAGAAAAGAAGCAUUAUUGAAGGAGAGAGAAAAGCGAGAGCGCGCCUACUUGCAGGGGGUAGCUGAGGACCGCGACUACAUGUCUGACAGUGAGGUCAGCAGUACUAGACCGAGCCGAGUAGAGAGUCAGCAUGGCAUUGAGCGGCCAAGAACAGCUCCUCAAACUGAAUUCAGCCAGUUCAUUCCACCACAAACCCAAACAGAAGCUCAGCUAGUUCCUCCUACAAGUCCUUACACACAAUACCAGUACUCUUCACCUGCUCUUCCCACCCAAGCCCCGACCCCGUACACUCAGCAAUCUCACUUUCAGCAGCAGACAUUGUACCAUCAACAAGUCUCCCCUUAUCAGACUCAACCAACCUUCCAAGCUGUGGCAACAAUGUCCUUCACACCCCAGGCUCAACCCACUCCAACUCCACAACCAUCCUAUCAAUUACCAUCACAGAUGAUGGUGAUACAACAGAAGCCUCGGCAAACCACGUUGUAUUUGGAGCCUAAGAUAACUUCUAACUAUGAAGUGAUUCGCAACCAACCCCUGAUGAUUGCUCCAGUUUCUACUGAUAAUACAUACGCGGUUUCCCAUCUUGGGAGUAAGUACAACAGUUUAGACCUGAGAAUAGGUUUGGAGGAAAGAAGCAGCAUGGCAAGCAGUCCAAUAUCAAGCAUAUCUGCAGACUCCUUCUAUGCAGACAUUGACCACCACACUUCACGGAAUUAUGUCCUAAUAGAUGACAUUGGAGAUAUUACCAAAGGGACAGCGGCUUUGAGCACUGCAUUUAGUCUUCAUGAAAAGGAUCUGUCCAAAACAGAUCGUCUCCUUAGGACCACUGAGACACGGAGGUCUCAAGAAGUGACAGACUUCCUAGCGCCUCUGCAGACAUCCUCCAGAUUGCACAGCUAUGUGAAAGCAGACGAGGAUCCGAUGGAGGAUCCUUACGAGUUAAAGCUUCUGAAACAUCAGAUUAAGCAAGAAUUCCGUAGAGGCACAGAGAGCUUAGAUCACCUUGCCGGUCUUUCACAUUAUUACCAUGCUGAUACUAGCUAUAGACACUUCCCCAAGUCCGAAAAGUAUAGCAUCAGUAGACUCACCCUUGAAAAGCAAGCUGCCAAACAAUUACCUGCAGCCAUACUUUACCAAAAGCAAUCAAAGCAUAAGAAAUCACUAAUUGACCCUAAAAUGUCUAAGUUUUCACCUAUUCAAGAAAGUAGAGACCUCGAACCUGACUAUCCCACUUACAUGAGUUCUAGCACGUCAUCCAUUGGCGGUAUUUCUUCUAGGGCAAGGCUUCUUCAAGAUGAUAUCACAUUUGGCCUCAGAAAAAAUAUUACAGAUCAACAAAAAUUUAUGGGCUCAUCUCUUGGGUCAGGACUGGGCACGUUAGGAAAUACCAUCCGGUCAGCUCUACAGGAUGAAGCAGAUAAGCCAUAUACCAGUGGGAGCAGGUCUAGGCCUUCCUCUAGGCCUUCCUCUGUCUAUGGACUUGAUUUAUCAAUUAAGAGGGAUUCUUCCAGCUCAUCGCUAAGAUUGAAAGCUCAGGAGGCUGAAGCUCUGGAUGUCUCCUUUGGCCAUUCUUCUUCUGCCAGAACUAAACCCACCAGCUUACCAAUCAGCCAAAGUAGAGGAAGAAUACCAAUCGUGGCCCAGAAUUCAGAAGAAGAAAGUCCGCUAAGUCCUGUUGGCCAGCCAAUGGGAAUGGCCAGGGCUGCGGCUGGACCCUUGCCUCCCAUCUCUGCUGAUACAAGGGAUCAAUUUGGAUCAAGCCACUCUUUGCCUGAAGUUCAGCAACACAUGAGAGAAGAGUCACGGACAAGGGGUUAUGACCGUGACAUAGCAUUCAUCAUGGAUGACUUCCAACAUGCUAUGUCUGACAGUGAAGUUGCAGUUGCAAUGUAUGAUGUUUCCUUGGUCCCCAAAGCCUAUCACUUGCGUCGGGAGGAAACGGAUUGGUUUGAUAAACCCAGGGAGUCUCGGUUGGAAAAUGGCCAUGGUCUGGACCGGAAACUGCCAGAAAGACUGGUUCACUCUAGACCCCUCAGUCAACAUCAAGAGCAAAUUCUGCAGAUGAAUGGGAAGACAAUGCACUACAUCUUUCCUCAUGCAAGGAUAAAAAUAACCAGAGACUCUAAGGACCACACAGUUUCAGGUAAUGGGCUAGGAAUUAGAAUUGUUGGUGGUAAAGAAAUCCCUGGACAUAGUGGAGAAAUUGGAGCCUAUAUUGCUAAGAUUCUUCCUGGUGGAAGUGCAGAACACACAGGGAAACUUAUAGAAGGAAUGCAAGUUUUGGAAUGGAAUGGGAUCCCCUUAACUUCUAAAACAUAUGAAGAAGUACAGAGCAUCAUUAAUCAGCAAAGUGGGGAAGCAGAAAUAUGUGUAAGACUGGACCUCAAUAUGUUGUCAGACUCCGAAAAUCCCCAGCAUCUGGAACUUCAUGAGCCACCAAAAGUUGUGGAUAAGGCAAAGUCUCCAGGCGUGGAUCCCAAGCAGUUGGCGGCAGAGCUGCAGAAAGUCUCACUCCAGCAAUCCCCACUGGUCAUGUCGUCGGUCGUGGAGAAAGGGUCUCAUGCUCACUCAGGUCCCACAUCAGCAGGAUCCAGUUCUGUUCCCAGCCCCGGGCAGCCAGGGUCGCCUUCAGUAAGCAAAAAGAAGCACAGCAGCACAAAGCCUACUGAUGCGACCAAGGCUGCCUCUCACCCAAUUACAGGAGAGAUUCAGCUUCAAAUUAACUAUGAUCUUGGGAAUCUUAUAAUACAUAUUCUUCAAGCAAGAAACCUAGUCCCCAGAGACAACAAUGGCUACUCUGACCCAUUUGUUAAGGUGUACUUACUUCCAGGACGAGGUCAAGUCAUGGUUGUCCAAAAUGCAAGUGCUGAAUACAAGAGAAGGACUAAAUAUGUCCAGAAAAGUCUUAAUCCCGAGUGGAAUCAAACAGUAAUUUAUAAAAGUAUUUCCAUGGAGCAGCUCAUCAAGAAGACCUUGGAGGUGACAGUUUGGGAUUAUGAUAGAUUCUCUUCCAACGACUUCCUCGGAGAGGUAUUGAUUGAUUUAUCUAGCACAUCUCAUCUGGACAACACUCCUCGGUGGUAUCCACUGAAAGAACAGACUGAGAGCAUUGACCAUGGCAAGUCUCACUCCAGUCAAAACAGCCAGCAGUCCCCAAAGCCCUCUGUGAUCAAAAGCAGAAGCCAUGGUAUCUUCCCUGACCCAUCCAAGGAUAUGCAGGUUCCCACCAUUGAGAAAUCCCACAGUAGUCCUGGUAGCUCAAAAUCAUCAUCUGAAGGCCAUCUCCGAUCUCAUGGACCGUCUCGCAGUCAAAGCAAAACCAGUGUCGCCCAGACCCACCUGGAAGAUGCAGGGGCGGCCAUAGCCGCAGCUGAAGCUGCUGUGCACCAACUCCGCAUUCAACCAACCAAUGGCAACCAAGACCAAAGCCAGCUAGCCCUCAGGAAGGUGAUGUCCGAUGGACCAGUCAAGCCAGAAGGAGCAAAGCCCACCAACCACCGUCCUGCAGAGAGCUCCGUGUCCACUGGCUCCUCGGGCAGCAGCGUUGGCAGUGGGUAUAGCGUGGACAGUGAAGGAGGCAGCUGUGUGGCAGGGGAGCCUAAUCUACUUCCUAUCCCAAGGAUAGGAAAGAUGGGACAGAAUGGACAAGACCCUGUGAAACAGCCAGGAAUGGGAGCAAUAGAUUCAGAGGCUAAAACUCAAGUAAUGGGAGAAAUCAAGCUAGCACUGAAAAAGGAAAUGAAAACGGAUGGUGAACAACUAGUAGUUGAAAUUCUCCAGUGCAGAAAUAUUACCUACAAAUUUAAGUCUCCGGAUCAUUUACCAGAUUUAUAUGUGAAAAUAUAUGUGAUAAACAUCUCCACCCAAAAAAAGGUUAUUAAAAAGAAAACAAGGGUGUGCCGACAUGAUCGAGAGCCUUCCUUCAAUGAAACUUUUAGAUUUAGCCUAAGUCCUGCGGGCCAUUCACUUCAGAUUUUACUUUUCUCUAAUGGAGGGAAGUUUAUGAAGAAGACCUUGAUUGGGGAAGCUUGUAUCUGGCUUGAUAAAGUGGAUCUGAGAAAAAGAAUCGUCAAUUGGCACAAACUGUUGGUGAGUCCUACUCAAACACACUGAAGAUGUGACUGCUCAGGGUGAGGAAGCAGGGCUCCUUAGCCUUAGUCCGAGACUGUAGUUGAACACUACUGUGCUGAUCUAUGUUUUCAGGGACAAACAUGAGAUCAAACACAACAAGCAAACAAACGGCAUUGCUGUGGGAUACAAAGAGAUUUUAAAAGUUCACAUGUUGAAAGCAAACUGAUGAAAACAGGCCAGAGACACUGGAUUGCUCAUAGCUGUGAAGAGAAACUGUGAAAGAAGAUUUGAUUUUUUAAGAUAAAUGUGUUUGAUCAGACUGAGCUAGAACUGAAAAAAGAGGCACAGAGGUUAUUAUGGUGAAAUAUAGUGUGAAAGCAAUUGCUCAUACACACAUAAUCUUGUUUGAAAAAAAAAACUGAUGUAAUGAAUCAUGGUUUUCAAAAGAUAAAAACUCCUUGUCUUAUAUUCUCAUAAAACUUCCUGUUCUGGAAUUCCAACAUAAGUUUAAAUUCUGAGUUUUCUACAGGACCAGAAGGUGAAUGUGUUUAUGGGGGAAAUUAAACCAGAGUUAUGAACAAUGGAUUUUAGAUUCCAAGGUGCAUGUUUUCCCUAUGUCUAUGUUAGAAAGCUGUACAACAGUAGGUCUGAAUUCUAUGUGGCAAAAGCACAUCAGCUUUGGUAUAAUUUAAAAUAGUGAAGAGUGAAGAUAAUAGUAGGUUAAAGUGAAUUUGUAUUUAUCUAGAAAUAAAAAAAAAAUUAGAGACUGGAUAUUAAAGAAGAAUAUUAAGUCACAAAAUAUGUACCUUGGUUGAAAAUAUUACAAUCUUCAUAAUUUUCAUCAAGUCAAAGUGUCCUCACCUGUACACACCAAGGUAUCUAGAUGAAUUCAUGUGCCCUAAGAAGAGGGCUGUUUGAUCACUGAGGAACUGUUAUUACAUGUAUUAUACUGCACACAUUUCCUUUCUCUUGCAUAAUGUACUGUCAGAGACGUAAACUUAUUGUUCUGGCAAACAAACUAUAUUUGUCAUAUAACACUGAUUAAACUCUUGUCAUUUCCCAAUUUUUCAUGUUUUUUUUCCUCUAAACUCAAUGGCUACAUAAUGACAAUUCAGAUACCAAUGUCAUGUUCCUUCUCCUAUUCUGCUUUCUUGCUAGUGAUAUCUCAAUUAGAAGUCGCCUAUGAUGGGAAAGAAUGUAAAAAGUCAAUGUUUGAAAUUAUUCAUAUUUGACUUACUUUAAUAAUAUAGACUCAAACAACCAAUGUAUGAAUCAUUAAGGUGAAGCAUUCUCUUCCCCAUCAACCAUCAAUGCCAAUAAAGAAAGUAACACAGAAGUUGUGGGAAGUAUACUCAGCUGGGAUGAAAAUCCUGGCUUCUAGUCCUGAUUUUACUACUUACUUUGUACAUAUCACCUUGCAAAUGUCAUUUAAAUUUAUUUUCCUCCAAAAUAACGGUGUAAAAAGAGAUAUAUGAGACAGGAAAGCACAUUUGCAAAUAUAGCUCUAUAUAUAAACUGAGAGUUAAUUUUUAUGUAGCUUUUUAGUUCUCAAGUUUUAUAUGUGAGAAAUGACUUCAAACUAUUGGUGAGCAUCAGCAUGGGGAAAAAAGUAAGUUGUUCCAAAACUCAUUUGUAUUUAAAUAGAAACUUUCAUUUAGCCUGAAAGAGACUGAAUAUUAAGUAAAAAUUAUUUGUCACACCAAAUUUAUUAAAGUACAUGGUUAUAAUCCCAUUCCUAAACCCUACCCAAAAUAAACCAAAUUGCUUUGUGGAGUUUUUAAGCUAAAAAUUGUUACUUUAUUUAAGAUGAAAUUCUAGUAGGAGUACAGGAAAUCAACUUAAAAUUAUUGGUUGUAUAUUGAAUUUUCUCAUAUUCUAGAGAAAAACAUUAAAUUUGAAAGUAAUGUCAAACACUGGGAGUAAAGAAUUUCCAGUAUAUGACAAAUUGUAUAUCUUACACUGAUUAAAACAAUAUAUAAAUCUACAUUGGUUGUCCUAAAAUACCACCACUCUCUCCCCUCCACCUUUGGUCCUUCCUUCCAGACAAUGCGAUACGAUUUACCACUGAUAGUCUUCUAAACUGAAGAAUGGGAGAUGCGAAUUUUCAAAGCUAGGAUAUUGCAACCAUUUCAGUUUUAGAGGCUACUAGAUCUGCUGGUUGGUUGCCAUGGAUAUUUCCAGCACACAAUUGCUUGAGGAAGCCUAAAAUCAGUCACAAGGGAGAAGGGAAGAAGUGUAAGAGGAUCUUCUGACAUCAGAAGGCUCUGCCAUUUGCUCUUCACAGUAGUCUCUGGUUCAUCCCUGAUCCUGUUCUACAGCACUGGUCCUCCAAGGGUUCCCUGAAAGAUUGUAUGGCAUGGUAGCUUACUCCGUUCUAGUUACACCUUACACAGAGGGACCACCAGAGCAAGAUCAUCCUGAGUAGCUAGCUAUUAAGCCUGAAAGAAUGGAAGGCUUCCUAAUACAGUUGCCCCUCCAUUCUAAAAAACUAGCCAUGGGGUUAAAUCAAUCAGACCAAUCAAGGGAGUCAGUGAUGGAGCUUCUGAUCAUGCACCAGCAUUCCCUUGAGAAAGAGAAAGAUCCUGCCAGUGUGCCACGUUUGCAGGUGUUGAAACUCCUAGGUUGUAACUGGAAUUGCUCUAUGCAACACCAAUUCUUAUAUGAAUGCACCUCUGAGGGAUGCUGAUAGCCUUUCUCACCACAAAACUAUUUCUUUUCUAAUUGCAAAUAGGGCUCUUAGUGUUUUUUUACUUUUUUGUAAAAACACAAUACAUGAUUUUCCAUUUUUAUUUUAUUUUAUGUUAUUAGAAUUAGCUUUUUUAUCUUAGUACAGUUUAUAAUCUCUAAUUCCUACAUUAGUAAUCUUCUUGCAACACUUAAACCGUGAGAAACAUUUCAUUUCCCUACUAGUCCACUGAGUCAUCAGAGAUAAAAGUUACUUGUUGGUUUAAAUUUAGUACUAAGAAACUAAAUUUAACAACUAAAUUUCUUUCAACAGAGAAGAAAAAGCACAGAGUGAACUUUUAUAAAAGGUGGGAAAUUAUAGAAUCAUUAUUAUAGAUACAGAUAACACUAGUAGCAAGAAGUUGGUGUUUUCUCUGAUUUUACUUAAUAUUAAGAAAAGUUUUGGUGACUCUGAACUCAUUUGAUUACCAUUUGUGUUUUAAAAGAAUAGUACUCAACAUUAAGAGAUAGUAAUUGCCCUUGAUCCUUAAUAAGGUUCAUAUUUUAAUAGAUAAUGAUAGUUAAAUAUACAUUCUCUGCAUAACUAUGAGGUUGAUUGGGGAAAUAAUACACACUAGACUUAGUUGUAUCCUGGGAAUAUUAUAGCUGGUAACCAGCUGAUAUCGAUUCUCACUAUAGAAUGGUUAUGAUGUUGGUGGUAGUGAUAGCAACAAUAGUGGUGGCAAUGAUAUGAAGUAAAAUAAAUUAUUUGUUACUAUAUUGUGCCCAGUUUCUUAGAAAUGAUUUAAUCAAUGCUUCAUUUCAUUAAAGUAUCAUAAAGAUGUUUAUAGUAUUUUUUUACUUUAUUAUUUAAAUCAUAACUAAUGAUAUUUUUAAAAACUUAUUUUAAUUGCUAUAAUGUCAAAUAGUCCAAAAUUAGCCAACUACAGCUACAUGUGUUUAUAACUAUAAGUAUGAAAGAAGUGACUUUCCCUCUUUUUGAGUUUGAAAUGAAAGUGAAAGCUCAAUAAGUAAUCACGAGCUUUUCCCUUAAUAAUUAUUUGCCUUUACUGUAACACAAGAAUGAAUGAAUGAGUGAUACCUAUAUUCUUGUUGACUAUGACAUAUUGAUGUUUUCUGUAUGUUUCAUGUGGCUAUUAUUGAAGAUUCACAUUAAACAAAAAUCAUUUAAUCAAGUUCUUUAUCUGAUAGGUAGACUGAGAACAUUUUCUGAAUCUGUUCUCCUGUAUAUAACUAGACAUUUGGUAACAUAGCAAAAGGUAGAGCUAGCCCCAUCCUUCAGAAGUCAGCAUGUGACUGUGAUUAUCAUUCGACUGUGUCUGUGAUGUGCUCAGGUGCUCCCACUACUGAUUAAUGUGUGUGCUAAUAUCUUAACAACACAUCUGUUUAAAAAUGGUGUUUCUUGUCUAAGAAAAGUUUAAAACCUAAUAAAAUUUAUUUCCAAUAAAACAUGAAGUUCUUGGAGAUGUGUCUCGUUUCUGACGAUAUGUUGCAUGCUUUCUUGGUGAUUUGCUAAUCUUUUUAUUAUUUUCUUGUUUACUCAACAGUCUGAAAAGUUUAAGGAACAAAUGCUAAUUCUUGGGCUAGUGAUUGUAUAAACUGACCUGAAAAUAAAUGACAAUUGUGUAGAGACAAAAUGCUUGUAAAUCUGUCUUGAGUUUUGUUCUAUGUAAAAACAUGUCUUGGUUUUGUGACUGUACACAGUUGUAUCUUGAUAAUUUAUGUAAACUGUGCUGUAUAAAGGCUGUUGUAUCAGCCUUACUAAUAAAUACUGAAAAUAU
This is a messenger RNA of Mastomys coucha (southern multimammate mouse), 20071 nucleotides long. It is a transcript of the gene Pclo, whose product is annotated as piccolo presynaptic cytomatrix protein. The transcript has 26 exons. The coding region runs from base 303 to 15647 and encodes 5114 amino acids. Gene Ontology annotation, molecular function: structural constituent of presynaptic active zone; protein binding; metal ion binding. Gene Ontology annotation, biological process: protein localization to synapse; presynaptic active zone assembly. The record is from RefSeq and is a predicted model, not a curated record. Gene Ontology annotation, cellular component: axon; glutamatergic synapse; GABA-ergic synapse. Lineage: Eukaryota; Metazoa; Chordata; Mammalia; Rodentia; Muridae.